CCUUUUGGGGUGAGUUUUAAACUGGUUGAUCAACAUCGAUGGAAGGUGAUAUCAACCAGAAGCUGCUUAACGGAGCCGACACGACAGAAGGAGAAGAACUGACGUUUAGAGAAAAGAUAUGGACAGAGUCAAAGAAGAUGUGGGUUGUGGCCGCCCCUGCAAUCUUCACCAGGUUUUCGACCUUUGGUGUAACUGUAAUCAGUCUAGGUUUUGUUGGUCAUAUCGGUCCUACUGAGCUUGCUGCUUAUUCCCUUUGUGUCACUGUCCUUCUAAGGUUCGGCAAUGGUAUUUUGUUGGGGAUGGCAAGUGCAUUGGAAACACUAUGUGGUCAAGCUUUUGGUGCAAAACAAUACCAUAUGCUGGGGAUAUACCUUCAAAGAUCAUGGCUGAUUCUAUUCUUGACUGCAUGUUGUCUUCUCCCUUUAUUCCUCUUCACCACCCCGAUUUUCAUAGCUUUAGGCCAAGAUGAAAAGAUUGCACAUGUGUGUGAUUACAUUAGCCGUUGGUUCAUCUUCAUUGUCUUCUCUUUCAUCAUCUCGUUCACCUGCCAAAUGUUCCUGCAAGCACAGAGCAAGAACAUGAUCAUUGCAUACUUGGCCGCUUUCUCCGUCGGGAUUCAUAUCCUUCUUUCAUGGCUUUUGACCGUGAAAUUCAAGUAUGGGCUCGCCGGAGCUUUGUUUUCCACCGUUUUGGCCUAUUGGAUACCCAAUAUAGGGCAGAUUUUGUUUGUUACUUGUGGUGGGUGCAAAGAGACUUGGAAGGGUUUCUCAAUGUUGGCUUUUAAGGAUCUUUUCCCUUUAGUAAAGCUGUCCUUGUCAUCUGGUGUUAUGCUUUGUCUCGAACUCUGGUACAAUACGAUCUUGGUUCUUCUAACCGGAAACUUGAAAAAUGCUCAGGUCGCCAUUGAUGCUCUUGCCAUUUGCCUCAACAUUAAUGGAUGGGAAAUGAUGAUGUCACUUGGUUUCUUGGCUGCUGCAAGUGUAAGGGUGUCAAAUGAGCUUGGGAGAGGAAGUGCCAAAGGUGCCAAGUUUUCGAUCAUAGUGACGACUCUUACAUCGCUUGCCAUCGGCUGCGUGCUGUUCGUGGUGUUCUUGUGCCUCCGAGGACGUUUAGCGUACAUUUUCACCACCAGUGAGGAAGUAGCAGAAGCAGUUGCUGAUAUAUCUCCAUUGUUGGCAUGUUCCAUUCUUCUAAACAGUGUUCAACCCGUGCUCUCCGGGGUUGCGGUUGGAGCUGGAUGGCAGAGCACCGUAGCAUGGGUUAACAUUGGCUCGUAUUAUAUAGUCGGCAUUCCCAUUGGUGUUGUGCUUGGAUACGUUUUGGAUAUGCAUGUUAAGGGUGUUUGGGUUGGCAUGUUACUAGGAACAUUGCUUCAAACUGUUGUUCUCAUCGUUAUCACCUACAAAACCGACUGGGAUAGACAGGUGGUUUUAGCUCGAACUCGAAUCAAUAAAUGGUUCGUACCUGAAUCUAGAGGAGAGAACGACGGCCGUACUGACAAUGUGGAUGCCUGAGAAUCUCCAUAAUCUCUGUUCUUGGAAUUUGUUGCUUUAAAUUUUGGUUCUAAAUUGCCAUCGUCACUGUUACAAUUGUGGUGUUGUGAUUGGUUUUCGUGGAUAUGAAAGAAUUUGAUAAACUCGCCAAACAUAUAAAAUGUGUUGUUUAGUUUGCUUAACUCGAUAGGAAUAUAAUUAAUAUUUUUCAA
Messenger RNA from Hibiscus syriacus, 1705 nucleotides. Its product is annotated as protein DETOXIFICATION 21-like. Bases 39 to 1514 code for a protein of 491 amino acids. Gene Ontology annotation, biological process: xenobiotic detoxification by transmembrane export across the plasma membrane. NCBI's taxonomy places the organism in Eukaryota, Viridiplantae, Streptophyta, Magnoliopsida, Malvales, Malvaceae. Gene Ontology annotation, molecular function: antiporter activity; xenobiotic transmembrane transporter activity. The record is from RefSeq and is a predicted model, not a curated record. The transcript is spliced from 8 exons. Gene Ontology annotation, cellular component: membrane.